GCUACUGAGGAAAAUAGCUUGUGGGCUGGACCCUUUGUGCCUAACUCACGACUUGAACAAGCACAAGUUUCACGCUGCAUGAAGCCACGGGCAAGUGAUGAGCACUUUGGUUAGUUGAAGAUGAUGGUGGGGGACAGGGACAAGCAUCAAGUAUUUUAGGCAGAUGGUUCAGUCGGUUGGAAGAAGGAAUCUUUUCCUUUGUGUGACCUGGGAUUCCUCUCUGUCCAUAUUUCCCACCCCUCGUUACUUUCGUUCUUUUAUUGUAAAUUCAAAUCCAAAUUCUUCACUUGUGCCAAUUCCCAUCUUUCUGUCUUACUCUUUAAUGGCCACUCUUCUCAGGCUAUUUUCACCACCUCCUGCAACCAAAACUUCUCAGAUAGCCCAUUCAUGCACCCCUGUUUUCUCUUCUCCAAGACCCGGUUUCACAUCUUCAAGAAACCCCCACUGUAGAAUCCGAAGCAGCAACCUUGAAAGUUUUCUUGAUUUGCAACCUGAGUCAAAAUCCGAGCUUUUAGAUUUUGAUCUCUCACGGUUUGAUCCUUCUAGUAAAUCCCGCUUUGAUGUGAUCAUUAUUGGUACUGGACCUGCUGGCCUGCGCCUCGCUGAGCAAGUUUCCCGCUAUGGAAUUAAGGUAUGCUGUGUUGAUCCUUCACCUCUUUCUAUGUGGCCUAAUAAUUAUGGUGUUUGGGUUGAUGAGUUUGAGGACUUGGGGUUUGUAGAUUGUUUGAACAAAACAUGGCCUAUGACUUGUGUCUUCAUUGAUGAUCAUAAGACCAAGUAUUUAGACCGUCCAUAUGGUCGUGUCUGUAGGAAGAAGUUGAAGACAAAAUUGAUGGAGAAUUGUGUCUCUAAAGGUGUUCAAUUUCAUAAAGCUAAGGUUUGGGAGGUGGGUCAUGAAGAGUUUGAGUCUUCAGUCGUUUGUGAUGAUGGAAAUGAGCUUAAAGCAAGUUUAAUAGUUGAUGCCAGUGGUUUUACUAGUACUUUCAUCGAGUAUGAUAAACCAAGAAACCAUGGCUAUCAAAUUGCUCAUGGUAUUUUAGCUGAAGUGGAUUGUCACCCUUUUGAUUUGGACAAGAUGGUUCUAAUGGAUUGGAGAGAUUCCCAUAUGGGAAAUGAGCCUUAUUUGCGAGCUAGCAAUUCAAGAUUUCCAACCUUUUUGUAUGCCAUGCCAUUCGAUUCAAAUUUGAUAUUCUUAGAAGAAACUUCACUGGUCAGUCGGCCUGUGUUACCUUAUAUGGAGGUCAAGAGAAGGAUGGUAGCAAGAUUGAGACAUUUAGGAAUAAGAGUGAGAAGAGUAAUAGAAGACGAAAAAUGUUUGAUUCCUAUGGGAGGACCUCUUCCUAGGAUCCCUCAAACUGUAAUGGCUAUUGGUGGUAAUUCAGGGGUAGUCCACCCAUCAACUGGGUACAUGGUGGCUCGAACAAUGGCCUUAGCCCCAAUUCUGGCCGAUGUUAUAGCAGAAUGCCUCGGCUCAACAAGAAUGAUAAGAGGAAGGCCGCUUUAUGAUAGAGUGUGGAAGGGGCUGUGGCCACUGGACAAGAAAUGUACAAGAGAAUAUUACUCUUUUGGAAUGGAGACACUGUUGAAACUUGAUCUGAAAGGGACUAGGAAUUUCUUUAAUGCUUUCUUUGAUUUGGAUCCUUACUAUUGGGAAGGGUUUCUUUCCUCAAGAUUGUCUUUAGGGCAACUUGCCUUGUUGAGCUUAUCUUUGUUUGGCAAUGCCUCCAAUUCAUCCAGGUUUGAUAUUGUUACAAAGUGUCCCCUGCCUUUAGUAAGGAUGAUGAAUAAUUUAGCACUUGAAACCAUCUAAUGAUGGACGAUGAUGUACUUAUUUAGGUUACAGUAUCAGUAUCAGAAUAAUUAUGAAAUUAUAGUGCAUCGAUCAUUCCAAUUUAA
This is a messenger RNA of Ricinus communis (castor bean), 1896 nucleotides long. RefSeq names its product capsanthin/capsorubin synthase, chromoplastic. Lineage: Eukaryota; Viridiplantae; Streptophyta; Magnoliopsida; Malpighiales; Euphorbiaceae. The transcript has 2 exons. The coding region runs from base 164 to 1810 and encodes 548 amino acids. Gene Ontology annotation, molecular function: oxidoreductase activity, acting on paired donors, with incorporation or reduction of molecular oxygen. Gene Ontology annotation, biological process: carotenoid biosynthetic process. The record is from RefSeq and is a predicted model, not a curated record.